AUGGCGGCGGCUCUGUCACUGCUGUACACUGCACUCAUGAUCCUGUCAAGUGCUGCCUCCAUCAGUGGGAACCUGCUUCUCUUGCUGGUGCUCUUCCUCAACCAGGAGCUCCAGUCCGACACACUGGGCCUGACCCUGAGCUCCGGCCUCAGUGACCUGGCCGUUGGACUCUCCAGCCUCCCAUUCGGAGCCCAUAACAGCCUGUGGUGGCCCAGCGGCUGGACCACCAGGGGCCUCCUCUGCCAGGGAGGUGGAUUCAUCCUUGUCCUCUUGCAAACUGCCUCCAUACAUUCGCUGACCUGGACUACUGUGGACAAGUUCACAGAGAUCUGCUUCGCCCUGAGCUACCGCAGCCUCUGGACAGCGCACAGGAGCCGGGCGGUGCUGGUGUCAGUCUGGCUGUUCUGCCUCGUCAAUGCCUCACUACCGCUGGUGGGCUUCGGCAGCUACUCCUACAGCGAGUCUCGUUUCCUCUGCGGCCCGGAGUUCAUCCCCAAAAACAAGUCUUUCGUGCUGCUGUGGAUGGCGGUGAGCAUCACAGCACCCAUCCUCGCCAUGUGUUCACUGUACGGGUACAUCAUCUACGUGGCCACGAAACAGGCCCAGCGGGGAACGUUCAUGUGCAACGAGCUGCACUGCUUCUACGUUCCUGCAAAAACCUACCUGAGAAGCUCCGUUGUUAUGGUUACCACCUCAGUGUGUCUUCUGGUGUGCUGGUUGCCAUACAUCAUUGUGGGUCUGUAUGAGACAUUCAGUGGUCAGCAGAGUCCGGCUAUGAGCUCCGCCCUCUCCACCUGGCUGGUUCUGACUAGCUCCGCCCUCAACCCUUGGAUCACUUGCAUGACACAAAAACGGGUUCACGUGUGA
This is a messenger RNA of Cololabis saira (Pacific saury), 867 nucleotides long. Its product is annotated as beta-2 adrenergic receptor. Bases 1 to 867 code for a protein of 288 amino acids. Gene Ontology annotation, cellular component: membrane. Gene Ontology annotation, molecular function: G protein-coupled receptor activity. The transcript is spliced from 3 exons. The record is from RefSeq and is a predicted model, not a curated record. Gene Ontology annotation, biological process: G protein-coupled receptor signaling pathway. NCBI's taxonomy places the organism in Eukaryota, Metazoa, Chordata, Actinopteri, Beloniformes, Belonidae.